AUGAAUGAAAACGAUGUAUUUCUAAUUGAAGGAUUAAAAUUCUAGAAGGGUAACAUAUAGUCUAUCAUAUUGGUUCCAUAAGGAAAUGGUUUGAAGAUGAUUGUAAGAAUAACAUUGAUUAAGAAGGCUUCUGAUCAUUCAUUGAUAUUAAAUAUUGAUUUUUGUGAUGAUGGUGUGAUAUUUGAUUGGAGUCCUUAUAAAAAAAACAAUAGUGAGGAAAAUCUGUAUUUUGAAAUAGAUUUUCAUGGAUAGUUAUUCAAAGUUUUUGGAACUUAAAAUUAAUUAGAUUCUAUGUAUGAAUAUUCUGCAGGAAAAUUUAUUUUCAAAAGGAAUGACAUUUACACUUUGGAUACUAUAAAUGAAACAAUGUCCACACAUCAAGUAUUUAUAAGUUUUAUUUCUAGUUAUCGACAAUAAUAAAUAGACUUAAUGGUAAAAAAUAUAUUGA
Messenger RNA from Paramecium sonneborni, 448 nucleotides. Lineage: Eukaryota; Ciliophora; Oligohymenophorea; Peniculida; Parameciidae. The record is from the annotation of a GenBank genome assembly.